GUCAGAACUGACUCAAGGAUCACUUCCUCUUAUCAAUCUAAUCGUUCUCCAGUUCUUACACCGAGCUUCGGAAUGCUUUUAGGUGUGUUCCAUGCGCAGCUUCUCAUCGGUGCUGGAUAAUAGUCAUCAUCGAUCGGAGUGUAGUUGCAUAUCCGACCUCCGAUUUCCGUAUCCACCACCAUCAUGUCUCGAGCCACUGCUACUUCUCAGCAGUUACAGAUCAACCAAGCCUUCAAAGCCGAGGAAGAUGUGCUUGCCGCUACAUCCCAAAGUGAGGCGCUCGAGGCAGCCAUUACUGCUGCCGAACACUAUAUGAAGGCUUUAAGCUUGUCAUCUCUUCCGAAAGACAAGAAGUUUCUAGAUGCUAAGUGCAAGGAUUGGCUUCUGCGUGCCGAAAGAAUCAAAGUAGCCAAAGAUUGGCGAGCGGCAAGACUCGAGCAUGGCAGCAAUGAUCCAGUUACGCGGUAUCCUAGAUCUGCGCGCAAACUCACCACUCGGGAGGAGAUCAUUCUUCUCGAGAGUGCGAAACUGAAUCACUCUAUUUUUCCACCAUGGACAAGUGCUCCGGAACCUGGCGAAUUCGAACGACAAGUUGGGGAGGACCUCUUCACGGACGCACCUGAUCUUCAUCUCUCCAAAGUGCAGCAUGAUGUUUUUUCAGGCUGGAAACGACCGAAGGAGCUCCUUCUACAAGAACCCGCAGUGGACUCGACCGUCUCCCCGGUCCCGGUGAUGUCGGUUACAGGUAAAACCGAUCUUGUCCAGGAUAUGCUCACAGACUGUUCUGUUGUUGCCAGUUUGUGCGCUCUUACAUCGCGAUACGAACGUGGGUUAGACAAGUUUCAUUACCCGGCGGUAUACCCUUCUGAACUCCGCUAUACAGAUCCUAAACUCUCUCCUCUGGGAAAAUAUAUCUUCUGCUUCUACUUCAACGGAUGCUUUCGCAAAGUCGUCAUUGAUGAUCGCCUGCCGUCGUCGAAGUCUUCACGGUCACUACACGUGGUUGACCGAAACAACCCUCUUUAUAUCUGGCCCGCCCUGGUGGAAAAAGCAUACUUGAAGCUUCGUGGGGGAUAUGACUUCCCAGGAAGCAAUUCCGGCACCGAUUUGUGGGUGUUGACAGGAUGGAUUCCUGAGCAAGUUUUCCUUCACCACGAAGACGUCACAGGUGAACAACUCUGGAGGCGACUCUUCAACGCGUUCCGAAUGGGUGAUGUCCUUCUGACCAUAGGCACUGGGAGUCUAACUGAAAGGGAGCAAGAGGAGCUUGGCCUGGUGAGUGAGCAUGACUAUGCUAUCCUGGAUAUGAAGGAAACCAAAAAUCGCCGCCAGAUGUUGGUGAAAAAUCCAUGGGCAGGCGAUUAUAACCAUGACAGCAACUCCGAAAUCAACUCUGGCUACGGAGACACGUUCCACAUUUCACCCGGCACCUUUUGGAUGGACUGCGAAGAUGUUCUCCAGAACUUUGAGAACUUAUAUCUGAAUUGGAAUCCAGCCUUGUUUAGAUAUCGUCAAGAUAUUCACUUUACUUGGGAUCUAUCAAGCGAUAGAGGGGUGGCUGGCUGCUUUGCCAAGAAUCCUCAGUUCUCUGUGUCCAGCGAUGCUGGCGGUCCCGUCUGGUUACUGCUUGGAAAGCAUUUCCGUACGGUAAAGCAUCACGAGCAAUCUGAAUCAAAUACAGACUGCGUUGAGCCUGGCUUCAUCAGCCUCUAUGUGUUUGAUGCAGGGGGCCAACGUGUCUCUCUGAGUGACGGGGCACUCCAUCGCGGUCCCUAUGUCGACUCGCCGAACACCCUGAUGAGACUAGACAUGCCUUCACUCACAACCUAUACAGUGGUAGUCUCUGAGCAGUCAUUGCCGUCAUCCAAGCAAAAUUUCACGCUAUCUGCCAUGAGCUCUGUCCCAGUGGGUAUUGCGCAUGCACAGAAUAAAUACAGUUGCGUGACAAAAGUCAACGGCUUCUGGACAGCUUCGACUGCAGGAGGAAACGCGGAGUCAGCUCGAUAUUCAUUCAAUCCCCAGUUCAGCUUGAAGAUAAAUGGCACAACCGACGUCUCACUCCUCCUUGAGCCAUCCGAGCCCGAAUUAGCGACGCAUGUCAAAUUGUUUUGGUCCAAUGGGCAGCGUAUCACCCGAGUUCGAAGACGCGACAUUGCCAUCGAUAGUGGAGAUUAUCGCCGGGGUGGCUCUCUUGCCGAAAGGAUGGGGCUCAGUGGAGGCGUCUAUACAAUUGUCUGUUCGACUUUCGCGCCUGACCAAUUGGGGCGUUUCAGCCUCUGGGUUUCUUCGUCUGGCCCAUGUGAAGUGAAACCGCUGGCGCCUGAAGCAGCAGGUCGGCGUGUGGUGAUCUCGGAUAUUGGAGUUCUCUCUCCUGGGAGAGACCGGAUGUUGGCACCUUUGGAGACACGACGGCUGACGCGCCUUAAGUUGAUUGCAAGAAGUAGACAGUCCACGAUCGGGAAUCGAUCAGUCGGGCCUUCACCUGUGCUAAUGACGGUGGAACUCGGCCAGGGGCCAUACAAAGAGAUAUUGGCAACCUCCGAAGAUGGGAACCACAGUGAUGCUAUUUCCGGUGUACGCAUUGAGGACUUCAAUCUGCAUCCCAACCUUGAGGACCGCGGUGGAGCCUGGAUCGUCAUCGAGAGAAUUGGUGGGCCGGGAGGACAAGUUGAAGACCACUUCGAAGUAGAAGUCCUGGGUGAAGAGAAGGUAGAUAUUGGGGAAUGGAUAGUCGAGGAUGCAUGAUCGGCUCAAGCCAGAUCAACGGACGGCUGGAUCGUACUGGCGUUGGAGAAUAGCGCAAGCCACAGCUUCUCAAGAACUUCUUAUGUAGUACUGAGCUGUAUUAGACACUACUUACGAAGCGAAUGAUCAGAGAG
Aspergillus homomorphus CBS 101889 is the source of this 2879-nucleotide messenger RNA. RefSeq names its product calpain-like protease PalBory. Gene Ontology annotation, biological process: proteolysis. Gene Ontology annotation, molecular function: calcium-dependent cysteine-type endopeptidase activity. Bases 184 to 2745 code for a protein of 853 amino acids. NCBI's taxonomy places the organism in Eukaryota, Fungi, Ascomycota, Eurotiomycetes, Eurotiales, Aspergillaceae. The record is from RefSeq and is a predicted model, not a curated record. The transcript is spliced from 4 exons.